AUGUUUGGAAAGUCUCCCUGUGAAUCAGUAUGUGAUGUCAUUUCACAAAAUACGAAAACCUUAAACGGUUACGAUACUUUUGAGGGCACUUUUAAUGUAAUCAGGGAACCCUUAAGUAUCGGAUCUGUAGGGAUAAUAGACCAGAAUUAUCUGAAUUAUCGCAUAACAACGGAUAACGGACCGGAGUGCCUUAAAGUCAACGGAUUUUCAGGGAUAACGGACCGGAGUACCCUAAAGGUGGACUUCGGAAACUCUGGCUCGAUAUUUGUCCGCAUCCGGUACUUUAGAGAAUGCUUAUUAAAGUUACCAAAUGAUCACAAUCAAGUACGCGAAUCUGGUAUGAGACGGACUCGGGGAUUAUGGCGAGGAGUAGCAACAAUUGGUUACCACACUCGAAUAAAGUAA
Mucor mucedo is the source of this 405-nucleotide messenger RNA. RefSeq lists its product as uncharacterized. Lineage: Eukaryota; Fungi; Mucoromycota; Mucoromycetes; Mucorales; Mucoraceae. The record is from RefSeq and is a predicted model, not a curated record. Bases 1 to 405 code for a protein of 134 amino acids. The transcript has 3 exons.